Messenger RNA from Saccharomyces cerevisiae S288C, 537 nucleotides. RefSeq lists its product as uncharacterized. The record is from RefSeq and is marked reviewed. Bases 1 to 537 code for a protein of 178 amino acids. Lineage: Eukaryota; Fungi; Ascomycota; Saccharomycetes; Saccharomycetales; Saccharomycetaceae. The transcript has a single exon.
AUGACCUUGUGGCCACAUCCGGGGUCAUACAAGAUCAAGUCAGCAACUUUGUUCUGCAGCAGAGACAAGUUGGGGUGUGCUUUCUUGUCGGAAAGUUCCCUUUGCAUGUAUUUCUUAUAUAACUCUCUGUCUAUCUGGGCUCUGGGCCCCCACACAGCAGGACCCUUGCUUCUGUUCAGCAUUUUGAAUUGCACUCCAGCGAGAUCAGUUACUUUGCCCAUCAGCCCAUCGAGAGCGUCGAUUUCCUUUACAAGGAUGCCCUUACCCACUCCACCAAUAGAGGGGUUGCACGAACACUUACCAAUAUCUGUUAACGAUGGUGUAAUGAGAGUAGUAUGCGCACCAGUCCUAGAUGACGCAGCUGCAGCUUCGCAGCCUGCAUGUCCAGCACCGAUGACCACGACCUGUGUCUUGGUUGUGGGUUGGAAGCUUGUCAAAGAAGAUAUGGUCAACCGCCUCCUGAGGACCUGUAAGGGAAAUGAAGUACACGAAGACGCCAAGGUUGUUACACGCAGCAUCGUUCUUUGGGGCGUUUAG